Molecule: messenger RNA, 2218 nt
Organism: Durio zibethinus
Lineage: Eukaryota; Viridiplantae; Streptophyta; Magnoliopsida; Malvales; Malvaceae
Biological process (GO): transmembrane transport
Source: RefSeq, a predicted model, not a curated record
UCCUUGAACCGAGUGAACGUUUAAAGCAGGCUGAUGUUGAGUCUAGAAAAGGAAAGCUGUCGUCGAAGUAGUAAUCGACACGUGUCUAAAUUCCUCGAUCCGCAAAACCCUUGCUAAAAUCCAUAACCUUGUCCUCUUUCACCUCUACGGUUAAAGCAUUCUUUUUCACUCUCUCCCACUUUUCUUUUUCCAGUUCCUUCUUAUUAACACAAUCCAUCUUGCUUUCUGUGAAAGACCCACAAACCCACUUUUUUCCCCCACUUCUUUUAGAUUCUUUGUGUUUGAGAUCUGUGUUCUUUCUCCGCUUUCUUUAUCAUUCCCCAGUUGUGCCUUGAAGAUGUUUCAAAGACUUGGUUUUUUUCUGGUAAGAAUCAAAAAUAAAAUCUGGGGUUUUUGUAGCCAGUAAUGUUCGACUUACUUCUGCUGAUCCACGUUCGCUCUCAAAUUUGGCUGCGCAAAAGGAAAAAAACCAACAAAACCCUUUCUUUUUUGUUUUUACUAACUAAAAGGUCUUCAUUUUCCUUUCCUUUUCUGUAUAGAGUUCCUAGUGUACAUUCCAAAUACUAAAAGACUAAAAACCCAUCAUAAAUUUUCAAUUUCUUUGCCUUUUGAUCAUCUUCUCCGCUCUCAAACUAAUUUGUAGCUUUAAUUGUAUAGAAAACUCAAGUAGCUUGAGUUAUAUUUUACUUGAGCUGAGUUGGUAUAUAUAGAGUUUUGAAUGGGAUUUGAGGUGGCAUUGAUUUUGGUGAAAGGAUAAGAAAAACAGAUUUUAGUUAGUUGAACUAAACAGUUUAGAAAAGUGAAGAAAAUGAGUUUAAGCGCAGCCGAGGAUGAUUCAGGGUCAGAGAUUCAUACACAAGAAGAUAUAGAUUGGCAUAUGCUUGAUAAAUCCAAGUUCUUUUUUCUAGGUGCCGCUUUAUUUUCAGGUGUAUCAGCUGCUCUUUACCCUAUAGUAGUCUUGAAAACGAGACAACAAGUUUCAUCUACUCAAAUUUCUUGCAUUAAAAUGUCUUUCUCUAUUAUGAGAUAUGAAGGAUUGAGAGGAUUCUAUAGGGGCUUUGGUACCUCUUUGAUGGGGACAAUCCCAGCUCGAGCACUUUACAUGGGAGCCCUUGAGGCUACCAAGAGCAGUGUUGGUACUGCCACUGUUAGUUUAGGUUUUUCAGAUACUAUGGCAACUGCUAUAGCUAGUGCUGCUGCUGGGUUGAGUUCAGCUAUGGCUGCACAACUUGUUUGGACUCCAAUUGACGUUGUGAGCCAAAGACUUAUGGUUCAAGGUUGCAACAAUAGUAACAGUAGCAGAAAUGUGAUUCCAAAUGUGAAUUCUUGUAGAUAUAGGAAUGGUCUUGAUGCGUUUAGGAAGAUUCUGCAUGCAGAUGGUCCUAAAGGAUUGUAUAGGGGAUUUGGGAUCUCAAUAUUGACAUAUGCACCAUCUAAUGCGGUUUGGUGGGCAUCUUACUCUGUUGCACACAAGCUUAUUUGGGGUGGUUUUGGCUGCUCUAUGGGUAAAAAAGAUGAGAAUGGUGUGGUUGGGUGUUCAGGUUUUAGGCCUGAUUCAAAGGCCUUGGUGGCAGUUCAAGGGUUAAGUGCAGCCAUGGCUAGUGGCAUUUCAGCUUUAAUCACUAUGCCACUUGACACCAUCAAGACCAGAUUACAGGUUCUGGAUAGAGAAGAGAAGGGGAUAAGAAAACCUUUGACGGUUUUGCAGACAGUGCGGAAUUUGGUUAAACAAAGCGGAUUGGCAGCUUGUUACAGGGGAUUGGGACCAAGGUGGGCUUCAAUGUCUAUGUCUGCAACAACCAUGAUCACUACCUAUGAGUUCUUGAAACGGUUAUCAACUAAGAGCCAAGAAGCUUGACAACAUGAAUAGGGCGGAUGAGGGUAAAACAUAUAGGUUUCUCUCACUUGAGAUGCUUUAAGUUUUUGUUCCCUUAUCCCCCUUUUGGCCUCAACCGGCCUGCUUAGUAAGAAGGGUUACUAAUUGUAAAUUUUUCAUUUCUUAUUUUGGCAUUUUAAUGAUGAGUAUCACCUGCAUAUUGAUGUAAAACGUGUAUGUAGCAGUUUUUCUUUCUUUUCCAUCUGCCUCUGUAAUAAAAUGUAUCUUUCAUGUUCUCAAUCUAUUAUAAUUCAAUCCUUUACUACUCCAAAGUUUUGUUUGGUUUUUUCUUUUUAAUCACCUUGAGUUGAACAUUGCUAUCUCAGUUAUGACAGAGUAGAA